Molecule: messenger RNA, 1817 nt
Organism: Ceratotherium simum simum (southern white rhinoceros)
Lineage: Eukaryota; Metazoa; Chordata; Mammalia; Perissodactyla; Rhinocerotidae
Source: RefSeq, a predicted model, not a curated record
CAGGAGGCGGUGGGCGGUAGGCGCUGCGGCCGCGGUUCUGGUGCCGGCGAGGACACAGCACCGGCAGAGGCUUCUGGACUGCGCGAUGAGUAGCGGGUAACUUCGAGUCUGCAGACAAGAGGAGAAGAUGAAGGAAGAUUGUCCACCCAGUUCUCACGUGCCCAUCAGCGACAGCAAGUCCAUUCUGAAGUCGGAGCUCUUAAGUCUGCUGAAAACGUACAACUGCUACCAUGAGGGCAGAAGCUUUCAGCUGAGACACCGAGAGGAAGAAGGGGCUCUGAUCAUCGAGGGGCUCCUCAACAUCGCCUGGGGACUGAGGCGUCCCAUCCGGCUCCAGAUACAGGACGACAGGGAGCGAGUGCACCUCUCCUCAGCCUCCUGGGCGCCCGGACCUCCCAGCUGCCACCCAAAGGAGCCACCUCUUCAGGAUGUCAAGGUCACUGCCCAGGAGCCAAGCACUCAGCCCGUGCAGAAGGCUGAGAGUUCCAAAGACAACUCAGCUGCAGAGCCUCUGGAGGAGGACGAGGAGACCCCACAGUUGAUGCGGACCAAGAGCGACGCGGCCUGUGUGAUCCAGAGGAGGCCUAGGUGCCGUGCACCUGGAGAGGCCCAGAGGCUCCGACGACACCGGUUCUCCAUCAACGGGCACUUUUACAACCACAAGACCUCCGUGUUUACUCCUGCCUAUGGGUCCGUGACCAACGUGAGGGUCAACAGCACCAUGACAACCCUGCAUGUGCUCACCCUGCUGCUGAACAAGUUCCGAGUGGAAAAUGGCCCCAGUGAGUUUGCACUCUACAUCGUUCACGAGUCUGGGGAGCGGACAAAAUUGAAAGACUGUGAGUACCCGCUGAUUUCCAGAAUCCUGCACGGGCCUUGUGAGAAGAUCGCCAGGAUGUUCCUGAUGGAAGCCGACCUGGGCGAGGAAGUUCCCCACGACGUCGCUCAGUACAUUAAGUUUGAAAUGCCGGUGCUGGACAGUUUUGUUGAAAAAUUAAAAGAAGAGGAGGAAAGAGAAAUAAUCAAACUGACCAUGAAGUUCCAAGCCCUGCGUCUGACGAUGCUGCAGCGCCUGGAGCAGCUGGUGGAGGCCGAGUAGCUGGCCAGCGCCUGCCUUUUCCAAAGUCCCCAGCAGCCAGUGCACACUGAGUGCCAGUGGCGGGGCCCUGACUGGUCACACUGAUUGAAGGCCACUGGCUGAGGAAUCCAGCACCCACGCUUCUACCUGUCUACCUGCCUGAGUCCCAUGAGUCCCAUGUCCCUGGCUCUUGGCUCAGAGGUGAGCACUCACAGGGCCCAGACCCAGGUCUGAGGAGCCAGGAACUCGCUGGGUAGGGUCUGUGCAUAGGCUGGCCUGUGCAGUGAGCAGCCCUGAAGCUGUGGCACCACCCAUGGUACAUGGCUGGACGGUGUGGCCAGUCCUGUUCACACCACACCUCUCCUGCUCAGGGGAUCAGUAGCUGACUGAGCCCCUGGGGCCUGGGCUCCAUCUGCUUUCCCAGUGCCUGGCUCAGAACUUCUGCAGGACCACAAGCCCCUGUCCUCAUCAUCCAUAUGAACUACAUGAUCCCUGUCUGCCUUCGCCUCAUGCCGCCACUCAGAAGCUCUGCUGGGAAAAGCAGGGGCCCCGGCAUAUAUAAGACGUGCCCUGCUCACAGCCAUCACUUCAUCUGGCCUCCAAGCCUCUGGUGUAAACCCGUGAGCCUCACACAGCCCAGCACCAUGGCACCUGAGGUCAGACCAGGAAUAAGACCACGAGCAUCCCAUCUUUUGUCUGCAGCACUCACUCUGAACUUGCCCAGCAAGACCUGAAAGAA